Cervus elaphus (red deer) is the source of this 2692-nucleotide messenger RNA. RefSeq names its product endogenous retrovirus group K member 7 Env polyprotein-like. Gene Ontology annotation, molecular function: structural molecule activity. The record is from RefSeq and is a predicted model, not a curated record. NCBI's taxonomy places the organism in Eukaryota, Metazoa, Chordata, Mammalia, Artiodactyla, Cervidae. Bases 1130 to 2329 code for a protein of 399 amino acids. The transcript has 3 exons.
GAAAGAAACUCAACGAGCCAAUCAAGGGAGGGCAGGAAAGUUCCUCAAGAAAGCCCCUCACCUCCCACCAAUCAGUAGCUUACAAGACCUCCUUAGUUAAAGAAUUAACCAAUCCCCUUAAGCUUCCCGCUUCCCCCGCUAUACGGUAUAAAAAUAGAUCGCCGCCAUCACUCGGGGCUCUGUCCGCACGGCCACUAGGUUGUGUGGAGGGAGUCCCUGCCGGAGCUUGUAAUAAAGUUCCUCACUGCUUUUGCAUCGACCCGCGGCUCCUGUGGUGUUUGGUGGGAUUCCGCGAUCCAGGUGCAACAUUUUGGGGGCUUGUCCGGGAUCCCCCGGGCCCUCCAGGAUCCGCGCUUCAGAGGACGAACGGCCGCCUAAAGGAACGCGUCGUGUUGCUCGCUGAAAUCUUCUGGCUGGCCCGGCAAGUGGCGCCCAGCGUGGGGCUCGACAAAAGUUCCUUGCGGCUGCUGCCUGUUGAAACUAUUAAGAACGCCGAAGCGCCGCGCUGGCUCCCAGAAAGGUUGGUACGCGCGGUGGAGGCGAUCGCUGGUGGAACAAAUGAGAUGACUUAUGAUCCAGGAGACAGCCCCGCUACCAACAGCCCAGCAGAUACAGGCGCUGUUACAAAUGGCGUGUGAGAAUUCUCCGAAUCUUCCCACCGCUUCGCCUACUAAUAUAUUGAUUUCUCUAUUACUUCUUUUAAACCAGGUAAGUUCCAUGGAAGCCAGUGUCUUCUGGGCAUAUGUUCCUGAUCCCCCUCUUUUGCAGCCUGUUGGAUGGGAAAUGAGUUCCGUUCCUGUGUAUGUGAAUGACACAAUACUUCUGGGGGGGUUUUCUGAUAAGCAUAUUUUUCCACAGAAUGCCAGCAUUUCUUAUACGGGAUCCUCUUCACAAUUACCAAUGUGCUUUUUCUGAAAUCAUAAUGUUUCAGGAUGUCUUACUGUUACAGAUGCAGGAUACUUUGCUUAUGAUGAUGACCAUGGCAGUAGUUGGAUAAUGGAUAUUCCUAGCAUUACGAAAUCCACAGGAUACGCAUGACGAGUCAAUGGAACUGGACCUAAAGACAUUCCAUUUUGUGGCCUGGGGGUAAAAGGACGAUAUAUAGCUGUGCCAUGGAAACUUUGUAGAGAUGAGACUGCUACUGUAUAUUCUAUUACUAAUGACACACAUUCCCUUUGGGAUUGGUCGCCAGACUCCAACAGGGACCCCGGAAAGGAAGGCAGCAGACAAUUUGCAGCCAGAAUUUGGAAUCUUGGCGGUACCAUGGUGUACCAGACCGAGAUAUGGAAGCUGUUGGCCGCUUUCGGAACAGAUGGGUCCCUUUUGCAGACCCGGAGGGAAGACCAAAGGAGUACGAUCCUGGAGAGCACUUUGGUGGAAUGAGACUUGGAGAUAUCCUCGGGCCUGUGUACCCUGUCCCUUUAUGAUCCUUGUUGGCUCUGUGACUCUUUCUAAAAAUGCUAGCCUAUAUCAUGCUCAUUGUUUUAAUUGUACCCUGACUAAUUGUAUAAGAGGUAUGAAAAAUAAUUUUGGGGCUCUGAUAGUCAAACAACCGCCCUUCGUCAUGAUGCCUGUGAACCUCACUGAACCUUGGUAUGAGGAGUCAGGGCUUGAGCUGUGGAAUAAGAUGCGUACAGCCCUUGCUAGGCCACGAAGGGGGAUAGGAUUAAUAAUUCUAGGAAUAGUAACGCUUGUAACUUUAAUUGCUUCUGCUGUUACUGCUUCUGUAUCUUUAGCUCAAUCUGUGCAUACUGCUAGCAUUGUAGACGAUUUAGCAAAAAAUACUUCUAAAGCUUUAGGAAUUCAAGAAGAUAUAGAUAGAAAGUUGGAGGAUAGACUAAACGUGCUUUAUGAUGCAGUAAGAUUUUGGGGGGAGGAGGUGCAAGGGUUAAAGCUAAGAACCAAAAUUAGAUGUCAUGCUAACUAUCGUUGGAUUUGUGUUACGCCAAAAAUUUAUAAUAAUACCGAGACCCCUUGGAAUAAGAUAAAAUUACAUUUAGAUGGUAUUUGGCAUAAUGAAAACAUUUCCUUGGAUCUAUUACAACUUCAUCAGGAAAUUCUUGAUAUAGAAAAUGCUCCUCGGGCUAGUAGGGAUUUGGCAAAAAAUGCUGAAGAGUUUGUUAACAGUUUGUUUUCCAAUUUUCCCUCGAUAACCUCACUUUGGCAUCUUUUUUCGGGGGUCGUGGCCGCACUUCUGGUAUUAGCGCUUUUUGUGUGCAUUGCUCCUUGUAUCAUAAAGAAAUUUGUCAAAGAGCUGUGGGACAUCAAGGCUGUCCUACACAGUAAUUACUUACGCCAAAAAAAUCAGGCAUUUCCUCUUAUUAAAUAAAAGAGGGGGAGCUGCGGGGAGCGGCCUGAACCAAAAGGCUGACUCUGGGAGCUGCCUUGAUCCUCAAGGGUCUGUUCGCAGACAUAGCUCUCUGUCCCGCCACCCCUCUCUGGAAUUUAUUAUCCAAGUUAAAUCUUAACAGAACAUUAGCAAGCCUUGAAUGCACACAUGACGCAGAUGGAUAAGCCUUUCACGACCACCCUUAAGAUAAACGGGAUGCCCUUCUUAUCCCUUGAUGUUGUCAGAGAGUUCUGGUGAUUGUUAUCUCAAAGUGAUGUUUAUGGAAAAAUAUUUUCUCUGCUUAAGAUUCUCUUCUUGGUUUAGUAUAAAUGUAACCCUGAGAAAUAAAGAAUCAUCGCUGAC